Blepharisma stoltei is the source of this 1176-nucleotide messenger RNA. The record is from the annotation of a GenBank genome assembly. Lineage: Eukaryota; Ciliophora; Heterotrichea; Heterotrichida; Blepharismidae.
AUGGAAGCUCAAGUUCACAUUUUAGUCAGACUCGAAGAUGAAGAACCCCAAGAACUUCCUGCUGUCCCGUUGAAUAUUGAAGAAUUAUGCAACUUAAUUUACAAAUCAACUGGAGCUAUACAUUUCAAGGUAAAAUACAGAGAUGCAAUAAUUUCCAAUACUGAGCAAUUACUCACAGCUUAUUUAGAAAAUAAAGAGCCCACCCUUGAGUUUGUUAUAGAAGAAGAACUAUCUAUGCCAAGCUACAUAGGAAGCUCUAUACAAAAUGUAUCCCAAAGCUUGAGACAGCCUAAAAAGCUUAUCGUCUCAAAUGGUGUCAUCAGCAAGGCAGACUUGCUUGCCCUAAUCGAAGAAAUCGGGAAUGCAGCCCAAAAAAGAGUCGCAGAAACCUAUAAAAGUUUUUUAAAUAAAAGGCAAGAAUUUUAUUCAAUUGAUGAAGGGAAAUGGCAAUUAGCAGCUUUUGAGCAUCUGCAGUUCCAAGAAACUCUCUUGGCUGGAGUUCUAGGCGAUGUUUGCAAGCAGGCUGGAAUAAACCCAUUGAUAUUCAAUACUUCUUGUAGAGCUAAUGAAACAGAUCAAGAGGUCCGCGAUUCUCUUGAAAGAAUGACCACUAAGCUUAUACAGGUAAAUGUCCAAAAGCCAGAAUCCCUUACAAAGGAAGUAUUCCACCAAAUAAUGGAAUAUCAGUCCCAAUUCCUCGAGAACUUUUUACAGCGAAACCCUCCCAGAUUCCCAGCUGAUGUAAUUUUGUUGCAUUUUAGAGAAGGAGAUGAACUGAUGAAAAUUUUUGGGUAUGAUGAGAACGAGAUAUCAGCUGCAAUGUCUGAGUUUAAAUUUGAGACUGAUGGAGAAUGGGAGCCUCUAACUCCCCCAUCAGUGAGGAACAAAAAUUUUUAUAAUAGAAAAAUUUUUAAUGGAAAAAAUUUUUGAUAUAUAAGUGAUAAGUAUUAUAAUGAAAUCUCGAGCUAUUUCUGCUUAAUUUAAACUAUUUGCGUUUUAAAACAUAAAUGUUACAAAUUAAAUUAAUAUUUGAUUUCCAAUUUUUGCGAAGCAUUUUUUUAAAUUUCGAAGAAAAAAAAUUAGUCCCCUCUGUGAGCGAAUAAUAAUUUUUAGGGAGGGGGAGUAAGAAAAAAACUUCAUGAUGCUGUUGAGAAUUGCAUGUCAGGUAGUCAAUAA